Messenger RNA from Yarrowia lipolytica CLIB122, 891 nucleotides. RefSeq lists its product as uncharacterized. Lineage: Eukaryota; Fungi; Ascomycota; Dipodascomycetes; Dipodascales. The record is from RefSeq and is a predicted model, not a curated record.
AUGACCGAACCCGACCCUCCGCAAUUGUACACAAAGCCGUCUGCAGACGAGCUGAUCACUCUUCUCGAGAAGCAUAGCCAAAAUGUGAUCCACAACUUUGAGAGCGGCGUGUCAAACGACCCCCAUAAUUUCUACCAGUGGCUCACGACAUUAUGUGCCUCUCCUCUGGCAUGGAUUGAAGACGAGGAUCAGCGAGACGAAAUCUGGCAAAAAGCCGCUCAACGCAUCGCCGAACGCUCCGGUCGAACUGCCAACCCCAAAAUGCUGCGCAAAAUCGAAAUCGACACACUUCCCACCAUUUCCCUGGUAGAGCCGCCUCUCACGGGCGACUUUCUCGGUCUAAAAACCUGGGGCUCGAGCUUCGUAUUGUCUCAAAUCUUCGUAUCAACUCCUGAUUUGCUGAAGGACACAGUCCUGGAGCUAGGAUCCGGCACGGGGCUCUGUGGCAUUGCUACAUCUCUACUUGGUCACCCUACCAUCGCUACUGAUCUACCCGAAAUCGUUGGGAACCUCGAAACCAACUUUGUCGAAAACAAAAUUGAAAACUUCAAGACCCGUACACUUGAUUGGACUAACCCUGGUUCGUUCUUGGAGGACGAAACAACCCCAAACAAGUACACUACAGUUGUGCUGGCAGACCCAGUAUACUCUGAGAACCACCCUCCGUGGAUCAGAGACAUGCUCGAGCAGUUUCUGGACAGAAAGAGCGACUCUAGAGCUGUUAUCUGUGUUCCUCUGCGACGCAAGUUCGAUGAGGUGCGAGAACAGCUCUGGAAGCUGCUGGAUGAAGCUGGUUUCAUUAGAGUGAGAGGAGGAGAAGUCGACGACAAGGAUGAAUUUGGACAUAUGGUGUACACCUGGGGCGAGUGGAAGUGGAGGGAUAUUGUUUGA